AAACAACUCGCACCUCGCCGCUUUUCUACAGUCGAAUUCUACUUUUCCGACGCCAACUUCCCAUACGACAAGUUCCUGUACACCCUCUCCCUCCGCGACACGCUCGGAUGGGUCGACCUCCCCGUCCUCCUCUCUUUCAAACGUAUGAAGGGACCUUUUACCCAGGUGUACGGGGACCAGUUCAUCAUCGGCUGUUUGAGGGAACGGGAAGUCAAGAUGCAGGGCGUGAAAGACGGGGCUUCGAGGGUGGGCAGUCUUUGUGUGAUCAGCGAGGAUGGCAAGAAGAUUAGGAGGAGGGAAAAGGAGUUGGUCAAGGAUGUCACGGCUUGGGAUAGGACGGUCUACGUCAAAGGAUUCUCGACCGGCUCCACCCCGCACAACUCGCAAGAACAGCUCGAAGCCUGGUUUAAGCAGUUUGGAAAGAUCGACGCCCUCCGAAUGCGUAGGGCCGAGCGGGAGUACAGGCCCAGGGGCAAGGAGGAGGCUGGAAAGAAGGAGGACUUCAAGGGGAGCGUCUUUGCAGAGUUCCACACGUUGGAGGAUGCCAAGAAGUUUGUGGCGAUGGAGAAGAAGCCGACGUUCCACGGCGAGGAGGUCGUCGUCAUGUUCAAGGAGGACUACGUGACGGGCAAGGCCAAGGAAAAGGGAAUCGACCUCUCGACCAUCCACCGAGGUACCGGAGCUGGUGGUGGUGCUACGGGCGCCAAGUACAAGUUCAACGCUUUCAGCUUCAAGAACGGAGGUGUCGCAUCCGCCGGAUCCAGCCGAGAAAACAAGAGGAAGAGGGAGGAUGGCGACGACGAGGACCGAGAAGGAAAGAAGGAGAAGAAGCCCGUCUUCCUCUACAUCGAAUACCUCGGCAAGAAGCUCGCCGUCGACCGUGCGGCUGGUACCUUGGCCGAUGCGGACGAGCUCGACUACCCCCGACAGACCGUCUUGAAGUUUAGCAACCUGCCCGAGGACGGUGACUGGAAGGAGCUCAAGACCAGCCUCAUCGACGGAGGCUUCCCAGAGACGUUUAUGAGUUACCCCAAGGGUGCCGCCGCCGGGAGCUUGUGCUUGAAGAGCAACGAGCCGAUCUCGGAUGAGACGCUCGAGAAGAUUCAGGGAUUGAAGUUGGAGCUCGGAGGCAACACGGUCGAUUGGCGAAGGGCGACUGACGAGGAAGAAAAGGCCUUCUGGUUGACCCGGGCCAACUUCCAAGCCAGUCAGGCCGUGCGAAAGGCCGACGCCGAAGAUGCCGAAAGAGCAGAACGCAACGCCGAGGCCAUGAAGGAUGGAAAGCGAGGUGGCGGUGGACGAGGUCGAGGCGGUCGAGGUCGGGGUGGUGGUGGUGGUAGGGGCCGGGGCGGUGGGCGAGGCAGGGGCGGACGGGGCGGUAAGAGGGAUUGAGCGCGCAGUUUAUAGUUCUCUUGGAAUGUGGGUUUUUUAGUUUUCGAUCAUGUCAUGCCGAUGUCUUUCGCAUUACCCAUAGAGCGCAGGGGUUUCUGUCUGGCAUAUCAAUAUGCUUGCCAGGUCGACAGCAUGUUAGGUAUGUCGAACGAUGUGAUGCCUGAUUAGAGACGCCA
Messenger RNA from Filobasidium floriforme, 1568 nucleotides. RefSeq lists its product as uncharacterized. Lineage: Eukaryota; Fungi; Basidiomycota; Tremellomycetes; Filobasidiales; Filobasidiaceae. Gene Ontology annotation, cellular component: nucleus. Gene Ontology annotation, biological process: RNA processing. The transcript is spliced from 6 exons. The annotation marks the transcript as partial. The record is from RefSeq and is a predicted model, not a curated record. Gene Ontology annotation, molecular function: mRNA binding.